Messenger RNA from Heterobilharzia americana, 312 nucleotides. The record is from the annotation of a GenBank genome assembly. NCBI's taxonomy places the organism in Eukaryota, Metazoa, Platyhelminthes, Trematoda, Strigeidida, Schistosomatidae.
AUGAAAUAUUCCCUAGAUCAAGCGGAGGCUUACUUGUGGCAUGAAUAUCUUUCUUUACCGUAUACUAUCACUGUAAAUAAACUAGGUAUACGAAAUAUCACUAAAGAGGCUACAACUGUGAGCAUUGGUGAAAAUUUUGGUGGAAUAGUUUUACUUAAAUCUAAGGGCUUAUAUAUUCUAUAUCACUCAUCAUGGACUCUAUCUAAGUUGGGAAAGAGAUUGAAUUUACAGUCAUUUUCCAGAUUUCAUCUCAUAACCAACUCAAAUGAGGCAUGUGCUGGUCUACAUAAACUUGAUGAAGAAGAACUAUAA